AUGGAGGGGCCGCCGGCCGUCGCGGACGGGGGCGUUUCCCUGCACAACUUUAGCGCAAGGUUGUGGGAGCAGCUUGUCCACUUUCACGUUAUGCGGCUGACGGACUCUAUCUUCCUGUGGGUGGGAGCCACUCCGCAUUUGCGCAAUCUCGCCGUGGCCAUGUGCAACCGCUACGACUCCAUCCCUGUGUCUACCUCUCUUCUUGGAGACACUUCUGACACAACAUCCACUGGCCUGGCUCAGCGCUUAGCCAGGAAGACCAACAAACAGGUGUUUGUCAGCUAUAAUCUUCAGAAUACAGACAGCAGCUUCGCAUUACUUGUAGAAAACAGAAUCAAGGAAGAAAUGGAUGCUUUUCCAGAAAAAUUCUAG
Messenger RNA from Orycteropus afer afer, 372 nucleotides. RefSeq names its product proteasome assembly chaperone 4 (gene PSMG4). The transcript has 3 exons. The record is from RefSeq and is a predicted model, not a curated record. Lineage: Eukaryota; Metazoa; Chordata; Mammalia; Tubulidentata; Orycteropodidae. Gene Ontology annotation, biological process: proteasome assembly. The coding region runs from base 1 to 372 and encodes 123 amino acids.